This is a messenger RNA of Bactrocera dorsalis (oriental fruit fly), 3158 nucleotides long. RefSeq lists its product as uncharacterized. Gene Ontology annotation, cellular component: neuron projection. The transcript has 12 exons. Lineage: Eukaryota; Metazoa; Arthropoda; Insecta; Diptera; Tephritidae. The record is from RefSeq and is a predicted model, not a curated record. The coding region runs from base 516 to 3158 and encodes 880 amino acids.
AAGAAAAAAUUGAAAUAAUUGCUGAAAUUACAACAAUAAUACUAUCACUUGCGAAAUUAGAAAAACGAAACGAAAUUGUUUUACAGUGAGAAACGCAACAAUUUGCUAACAGUGCCACAUUGCUUGCGAGCGUCAUAAAUAUUUGCCGGCAUUCUUAUUUGCUUGCACAGCGACGUUGAAUUACGAGGUGUUCGCCGCAAUUUUGUGUGCGCUUCCGGCGCCAUUUGUGCAUUUCCGGUCGCGCGGGCAAGCGUGCGUGUCAACACACAUACCAACGAAGUGAAAGUGCUAGCCGAGUUGGUGUAUAAAUGAAAACACAAGAAAGACCUAGCAAUUGCGAUCUAAACAGUUUACUGAAACCACAAAUCCUUCUGAAAGUGAACGAAACACAAAAUGUAGCAGUUAUAAGCAUAUAUAAGACAUAGUGAUCUAUCAAAAUCUUUCUGUAUAAUUAAAAAUAUACAAAGUGAAUAGUUUUAUAAAGUAAAGCAACCAGAACACAACAAACAAUUAUAAUGAAGUUCAGUAACGCGAUAACACUACGUUGGAUUUGUAGUUCGUUAUUAGGCCUUAUAACAGUCGCGGCCUGGCCAGAAAUUCCUUCAAAAGGCAAACACACGCGGGUGCAGGACGCGCAGAAGAUCGACGAAAAUGAUCCCACAGCGCCUGGCUUUCCCGAACCCAUCAAUAACGUGACCGUAUCUGUGGGCAGAGAUGCGCUGCUGGCGUGCGUCGUCGAUAAUCUGAAAGGAUAUAAGGUCGCUUGGGUACGUGUGGACACACAGACAAUACUCUCCAUACACCACAACGUCAUUUCGCAGAAUAAUCGCAUCAGUCUGAGUUAUAAUGAUCAUCGCUCUUGGUAUUUGCAUAUUAAAGAGGUGGAGGAGAGCGAUCGCGGUUGGUACAUGUGCCAAGUGAAUACGGAUCCAAUGCGCUCACAAAAGGGCUAUCUACAAGUUGUGGUACCUCCCGUCAUAAUUGAAAGCAUGACCAGCAAUGACAUGGUGGUCCGUGAAGGUCUGAAUGUGACACUUAUGUGCAAGGCACGCGGUUAUCCGGAGCCAUAUGUGAUGUGGCGGCGCGAAGAUGGCGAGGAAAUGCUCAUCGGCGGUGAACACGUUAACGUAGUUGAUGGCGAGCUGCUGCAUAUAACCAAAGUGAGUCGCCUGCACAUGGCCGCCUACCUCUGCGUCGCAUCAAACGGAGUGCCGCCAUCCAUCAGCAAGCGGGUGCACCUGCGCGUGCAAUUUCCGCCGAUGCUUUCCAUCCCCAAUCAGUUGGAGGGCGCAUAUGUGGGGCAGGAUGUGAUAUUGGAAUGCCAUACAGAGGCGUAUCCAGCGUCCAUAAACUACUGGACAACCGAGCGCGGUGAUAUGAUUAUAUCGGAUACGUCGCGUGCUGGCGACAAAUACGAGACAACCUCAACGGUUAGUGGUUACACGAAAUACAUGAAAUUAAAAAUACGCUCUGUGGGUCCCAACGAUUUCGGUACUUAUCGAUGCGUCGCUAAAAAUUCAUUGGGCGAAACGGAUGGCAACAUUAAACUUGAUGAAAUGCCAACACCCACAACUGCAAUAAUAUCGGAGAAUUCUGCUUGGAAUCGGAGUUUAGUUGGUAAACACCGCCAUAGAAAUAAAUUUGACUUGAAUGCCUUACCUGAUUAUGGGGUCGAGGAGUGGCGCGACGGUGUCGGCAAUGGCGUGGCAGGCAAUUCGUUGGGCGAUAAUAAUCAAACGCCAGUGCGUAAUCCUCCGGGCGCUUUUCACAAUUCAGCAAACUCACUGGCGCAACAUAAUCUACUUGGCGGUAUAAUUCUUUGGAUUAAAAUGCAAUCAUUUGGGAUUUACAAGCGUUUAUCGAGUUGGUGCCAAAGCAAGCGGCAACGACAACACCAACAACGCCAACCGAACGCGGCAAAGCCGCAGCAAAGGCAAACACAACCGCAACAGCUGGCGGCCAAGCAACAAAAAAAUGGAAAACAACGCGCACAACAACACACACAACAACAAGAACAACACCAAAUGAAAUGGCUACCAUUAAAGUAUCAACCAAAAAAUCAUUUUUCUUCUUCGCUUCAACGGUGCGUCACUGCGUAUGAGCAAUCAGCAGAACGGCACCACAAAGGAGGAGAGACGGCGGCGGUGACGGGGCGCACUUGCGGUGUGGCUGCUUACACGCAACGCGGUUGCUUACAGCAGUCAUCUCAAUGGCUGAUAAGGCGAAUUGAUGCGUCGUGCGCGGCAUUCGAGGACAGUGAGGUGAAAAUGGAAUAUGAAAACGGGAAAAGUAAUGAGUUGCCGAACAAAGUCAGCGUCGCGCUCGAGCCAUUACACAGCCAUAUGCCGAUGAUUUUGCGGCCACUAGCGUUGACAGCGCCAUUUUUACACGCCAUAUCGAGUGGUGUAUCAGCUGAAACAACAAAAACAACAACAACAGCUACACAAAUGCUUACGAACUUGUUGUUUGUAAAGACAAUGGCGGCAAAUAGCGCUGAAAAUUUCACAUUGCAUACGCAAAAAUUAGCCGAGAAUAUCGACGCUGCUGAAAGACUCAGCGGUGCGCGCUCUAAAGAUGCGGCGGAGGGGUCUGUGAUUGGUGACUGCCAUAGCAGUGUUAGUGGGAGAGUAAGCUGCAGCAAGGGAGUGAGUGAAAUGCUGCACGCCUCUAGGCGAGACCCACAAAUAUGCGAUAACAACAACAACAACACUCAAAAUGCAAAUGGAAACAGUUAUGCGGGUGUCUCUACCACAUGUAUGACUGAGAAUGAGCGCGGUAAUAAAGACACUAAGCAAGCCACAAAUGUCUGCAACAACAAUAAGCGUAGCAAUAAGACAGUCUACAAAGUUUGUGCUAAUUCUAGUCGUUACAGUGCGUUUGACAGCAAAACAAACGAGAACUUUCUGGUGUCACUUACAAAACUCAGUUUUGCGCUUGUGUUUGUAGCAGUUGCGCUGCUGCUGACACACGCAGACAUCGGCACUGUCCUUGAGCGCUACUUACCGUUAGUAUUAUUAGCCACAUAUGCAAGUCAGGUUAAAAUACAUAAGCAAUUACAACAACAAUACGCACGAGUGCUAAAUAGCCACCGAAAAACCGUGUGUAACAAUGCCAGCAGCAACAACAACUACAAAAGCCACAACAGCAUUUCCGAUUAG